Morone saxatilis (striped sea-bass) is the source of this 639-nucleotide messenger RNA. RefSeq names its product thioredoxin-like. Lineage: Eukaryota; Metazoa; Chordata; Actinopteri; Moronidae. The transcript has 4 exons. The record is from RefSeq and is a predicted model, not a curated record. Bases 99 to 359 code for a protein of 86 amino acids.
GGGCUGUGGUUAGAGACGGAUGUGGACGCAGCCGCUGACUUUAAGACGCGGUGUUUGUUACCUUGAAGAGGAAAGACCCAAACUACUCCACAGUCAUCAUGGUCCGUGAAGUGAAAACCCUGGAUGAGUUCAAUGCCAUCCUGAAGGAAGCCGGAGACAAGCUGGUGGUUGUGGACUUCACAGCCACAUGGUGUGGCCCCUGUCAAAGGAUUGGCCCAGUAUUUGUAGAUGUGAGUUCAUUCUGCCAAAUACGUUCGAUGCCCACUUUCCACUUCUACAAGAAUGGAGAGAAGGUGUUCGAGUUCUCUGGUGCUGACACAGCAAAACUGGUGAAAACACUGGAACAAUUGAGAACAUAAAAACCACACUAGCCACCGCUGCCCUCUGUACACACUGUAUGUACAGUAACAUCAGGUCUUCUGUUCCACACAGGAAAUAAUAAUUCAUUCCAUUCAUGUAAUUGGUGACAUACUGUAAUCCUGUCAGUUUAGUGUGUAUGUAGCGACUAUCUUAACAACAAACAAUUAAAACCUGAUGACUACUUUUUAAUUCUGAUUUAUAUGAGAAAUUGGCUUUGAUCUCAACUUGCAUUAUGUGUCCAACAUUAUGGAUUUAAUAAAUGAAGAUAAAAUACAGGAA